Molecule: messenger RNA, 876 nt
Organism: Ophidiomyces ophidiicola
Lineage: Eukaryota; Fungi; Ascomycota; Eurotiomycetes; Onygenales; Onygenaceae
Gene: SPE3
Product: putrescine aminopropyltransferase
Exons: 5
Coding region: 1-876 (291 amino acids)
Biological process (GO): spermidine biosynthetic process
Cellular component (GO): cytosol
Molecular function (GO): spermidine synthase activity
Source: RefSeq, a predicted model, not a curated record
AUGAGCGAAAUCACACACCCCACCAUCAAAGAUGGAUGGUUCUCCGAGAUCUCCGAGAUGUGGCCUGGCCAGGCUAUGACCCUGCGUGUCAACCAGAUCCUGCACCACGAGAAGUCCAAAUACCAAGACGUCCUUGUUUUCGAGAGCAGCGACCAUGGCACGGUGUUGGUGUUGGAUAAUGUCAUCCAGUGCACGGAGCGGGAUGAGUUUUCGUACCAAGAGAUGAUCACCCAUCUGGCUAUGAACUCCCACCCCAAUCCGAAAAAGGUGCUUGUCAUUGGUGGCGGCGAUGGCGGUGUUCUGCGUGAGGUUGUCAAGCACGAAACCGUCGAGGAGGCUGUGCUGUGCGAUAUUGACGAGGCUGUCAUCCGCGUCUCCAAGAAAUACCUGCCCAAUAUGAGCAUAGGAUUCGAACAUCCCAACGUGAAGGUCCACGUCGGCGAUGGGUUCAAGUUCCUUGCUGAAAAAAAGAACGAAUUCGACGUCAUCAUCACCGACAGCUCUGACCCCGAGGGGCCUGCGGAGGUUCUGUUCCAGAAACCCUAUUUUGAAUUACUGCACGGCUCGCUCCGAGAGGGCGGCGUUAUCAGUACUCAAGCCGAAAACCAAUGGCUGCACAUCAAGCUCAUCACCGACCUCAAGCGGCUGAUGAAGGAGGUCUUCCCCGUGGUGGAGUACGCCUACACCACCAUCCCCACGUACCCGUCCGGCCAGAUCGGCUUCCUGGUCGCGUGCAAGGAUGCCUCGCGCGACGUGCGCCAGCCCGCCCGCGCCUGGACCCGCGACGAAGAGGACAAGCUGUGCCGCUACUACAACCAGGAUAUCCACCGCGCGAGCUUCGUGCUGCCAAGCUUUGCCAGGAAGGCGCUCGAGUGA